GGGCAGAGGCGCAGAGCCUGCAAUCUGCUGUCCCCCGUCGCCGCCGCUGCCUCGCCGUUGCAAUCGAGGCAAGAAAGUUAGGGAGUGCUGGCGUUGGGCAAGUCGCUCUGGGCCUCUGGGGAGACGGGGGCUGGAGGGGCGGCGAGAUGAUGGAGGCCGGCGGCGCGGGAGCGGGGGGAAGGGACGAGAGGGUGCCGCAGUGGGGCGUGCAGGAGACACGGGAGCUGAUCGUGGCGCGCAGGGAGAUGGAGCGGGAGGCCGUCGCGGCGCGCCGCAGCGCCAAGACGAUGUGGGAGGCCGUCGCGGCGCGGCUCCGGGAGCGAGGCUACCGACGAACCGCCGAGCAGUGCAAGUGCAAGUGGAAGAACCUCGUCAACCGCUACAAGGGGAAAGAAACUUCUGAUCCAGAAAAUGGUAGGCAGUGUCCCUUCUUUGAUGAGCUGCAUGCCGUCUUCACAGACCGUGCAAGAGAUAUGCAACGACAACUCCUUGAGUCUGAAUCUGGGGCUUCUGUCAAAAGGAAACUGAAGCAACCUGGUGGUGACCGGUCAUCUGGGCUGUCUGAUGACGAGGGCAAUGGUGGUGAAGAAAGUGAUGAGGAGAAACCGUUGCCCAGCAGGAAGAGGAAAGCUGACGACAAGAAACAGCAACAUCAAAGAAUGUCUGGGAAAUCAAGAGCAGGAUUUUCAAGCAUACAUGAACUGCUGCAGGAUUUCCUUGUGCAACAACAGCACAUUGAUGUCUGGUGGCGGGAGAUGAUGGAGAGACGCGCCCAGGAGCGGAUUGUUUUUGAACAGCAAUGGCGGCAGACAAUGCAGAAGCUGGAGCAGGAGAGGUUGCUGUUGGAACACUCGUGGAUGGAACGGGAGGAGCAAAGAAGGAUGAGAGAAGAAACACGGGCAGAGAAAAGGGAUGCACUCCUGACUGCUCUGUUGAACAAACUCCUACAGGAAGAUCUAUAGCCGGAUAAGCUUGCUCUUCAUUUCGUCAGGGUAUAGUUGCAGUAGUGGACAUUGUUUUGUCACCUUGUUUUAGCAAUUCUUUGUAGCUGCUACAUAUAUUAACAUGUGUUUGUUCAAAGAAAAUUGUUUCUUAUAGCAUUUGUAUUAGGUUCCUAGGCAUUCUUUUCCAGUUAUUUGGUGGAGUAAAAGUUAAUUUUAUGUUUAAUUGUGGUUGUAAGUAUCAUACUGUCAGGUAAGUAUACAGAUCAAUGCUAAUACGCUUUAGC
Molecule: messenger RNA, 1228 nt
Organism: Zea mays
Lineage: Eukaryota; Viridiplantae; Streptophyta; Magnoliopsida; Poales; Poaceae
Source: RefSeq, marked provisional